UCAUCACCACCACUCCCAAAUCUCCCCUUCGCCUGGCUAUAAAUAUUUCUCUGCUUUACAAAUUUACAAUCAUCUUCUCUUCCUUUUUCGUUUCUUCUGAAUCGAAAGCUCUUAACCUGUAAUAACCAACAAUGGCCGCCACAACUGACAACCUCCCUCAACUCAAAUCCGCCGUCGAUGGCCUUAAAGAUAUGAGUGAGAAUGAGAAGAGCGGAUUCAUCAGCCUCGUCUCUCGCUACCUCAGCGGUGAGGCACAGCACAUUGAGUGGAGUAAGAUCCAGACACCUACUGAUGAAGUCGUUGUUCCUUACGACAAAAUGGUUCCCGUCUCUGAAGAUGUUUCCGAGACCAAGAAUCUGCUGGACAAACUUGUUGUGUUAAAGCUUAAUGGAGGUCUUGGAACAACUAUGGGAUGCACUGGCCCCAAGUCGGUUAUCGAAGUUCGUGAUGGUUUGACAUUUCUUGAUCUGAUUGUUAUCCAGAUUGAGAAUCUCAACAACAAGUAUGGCAGCAAGGUUCCUUUGGUUCUUAUGAACUCGUUUAAUACACAUGAUGACACACAAAAGAUUGUGGAAAAGUACANAUCUCAUCUCUUGUUUAGAUGUACCUUUUCUUAAAGCAAAUAUCCCCGUAUUGUGGCAGAUGAGUUUGUGCCAUGGCCCAGCAAGGGAAAGACCGACAAGGAUGGCUGGUAUGAUUCCAUUUUAUUGACGUCUAUGUUUAUUGAAAUUUUUGUCUUCUGGGUCUCUCAGGGUAAAGAAUAUGUGUUUGUUGCCAAUUCAGACAACUUGGGUGCAAUCGUUGACUUAACAAUCCUGAAGCAUUUGAUCCAGAACAAGAACGAAUACUGUAUGGAGGUUACACCCAAAACCUUAGCUGACGUAAAGGGAGGAACUCUCAUUUCUUAUGAAGGAAAAGUCCAGCUUCUGGAGAUUGCUCAGGUUCCUGAUGAACAUGUCAAUGAGUUCAAAUCAAUUGAGAAGUUCAAGAUAUUCAACACAAACAACCUAUGGAUUAAUUUGAAGGCCAUCAAAAAGCUUGUGGAAGCUGAUGCGCUUAAAAUGGAGAUCAUUCCAAACCCAAAGGAAGUUGAUGGCGUCAAAGUUCUUCAACUGGAAACUGCAGUUGGUGCUGCGAUAAGGUUCUUUGACAACGCCAUCGGUGCUAAUGUACCUCGCUCACGGUUCUUGCCAGUGAAGUCUGAUCUCUACACCUUAGUUGAUGGCUUUGUCAUCCGAAACAAAGCUAGAACUAACCCCUCAAACCCAUCAAUUGAAUUGGGACCGGAGUUCAAGAAGGUGGCCAAUUUCUUGAGCCGAUUCAAGUCCAUCCCUAUUAUAGUCGAGCUCGACAGCCUUAAGGUUUCUGGUGAUGUCUGGUUUGGCUCAUCUGUUGUUCUCAAGGGCAAGGUGACUGUAACGCCAAAAUCUGGCGUGAAACUCGAAAUUCCGGACGGGGCGGUGAUCCAGAACAAGAACAUCAAUGGUCCGGAGGAUCUCUGAAUAAGACAAAUUUCAAGUCUUCUUCCUUCUCUCAUGGAAGACACAACAUCUCGAAAAGAUACUCUUUAAAUUGGUGUGAAAAUAUUACAGUGCCACAGCAAAGUUUAUGAAGAAAGAAUAAAACAAUGUUUCCUUUUUGCAGCUGAGCAAAGUCUUUUCCCACUACGGAGUACGGACUUUAUAGUAUUAAAUUUUGCUCUUUGAAUUUUCCCUAAAAAAAACAUAGCAAUUAAGUAUUGAUUAUAUAUUUUGGUUUCUAUCCUC
Molecule: messenger RNA, 1766 nt
Organism: Camelina sativa (false flax)
Lineage: Eukaryota; Viridiplantae; Streptophyta; Magnoliopsida; Brassicales; Brassicaceae
Source: RefSeq, a predicted model, not a curated record